GGGGGCACCGGGGGCACCGGGCUGACCCUGCCCCCGCUACCGGGCGGUGCCGGAGCCGCGGGAGGCGGUGCUGGGGAGCGCCAAACCCCCAAGGACAAAUGGAGCAACUUCGACCCCACCGGCCUGGAGCGGGCGGCCAAGGCGGCGCGGGAGCUGGACGCGUCCCGCCAUGCCAAAGAUGCUCUCAGCCUGGCCCAGAUGCAGGAGCAGACCUUGCAGCUGGAGCAGCAAACCAAGCUGAAGGAGUAUGAAGCUGCCAUAGAGCAGCUGAAGAAUGAACAGAUCCGGGUACAGGCAGAGGAGAGAAGAAAAACCCUCAGUGAGGAAACAAAGCAGCAUCAAGCAAGGGCCCAGUACCAGGACAAGCUGGCGAGGCAGCGCUACGAGGAGCAGAUGAGGCAGCAGCAACUUGCUAAUGAAGAGAACCUGAGGAAGCAGGAGGAGUCUGUGCAGAAGCAGGAGGCCAUGAGACGGGCCACUGUUGAACGAGAGAUGGAGCUGAGGCACAAAACUGAGCUGCUGCGUGUGGAGGCAGAGGCCAGAGCCAGGGCCAAGGCCGAGAGGGAGAACGCAGACAUCAUCCGGGAGCAGAUCCGCCUGAAGGCUGCUGAGCACAGGCAGACUGUCCUCGAGUCACUCAAGACAGCUGGGGUGCUUUUUGGGGAAGGAUUCCGUGCUUUUGUAACAGACUGGGAUAAGGUUACAGCCACGGUUGCAGGCCUGACCCUGCUGGCAGUGGGUGUUUACUCUGCCAAGAAUGCCACAGCAGUGGCUGGGCGUUACAUAGAGGCCAGGCUGGGCAAACCUUCCCUGGUGAGAGAAACCUCACGCAUCUCCGUGCUGGAAGCACUCAAGCAUCCCAUCAAGGUUGGUAAGAGACUCACCAGCAAGGCUCAGGAUGCCCUUGAAGGAGUCAUUCUCAGUCCACAGUUAGAAGCACGUGUGAGAGACAUUGCCAUAGCAACAAGAAACACAAAAAAGAAUAAAAGCCUGUACAGGAAUAUCCUUAUGUAUGGCCCCCCUGGCACCGGGAAGACACUCUUUGCCAAGAAACUGGCUGUGCACUCGGGCAUGGAUUAUGCCAUCAUGACCGGUGGUGACGUUGCCCCCAUGGGGCGAGAAGGAGUUACUGCCAUGCAUAAACUCUUCGACUGGGCCAACACCAGCAGGAGGGGCCUCUUGCUGUUUGUGGAUGAAGCGGACGCGUUCCUGCGGAAAAGGGCGACAGAGAAAAUCAGUGAAGAUCUUAGAGCAACUUUAAAUGCAUUCCUGCACAGGACAGGGCAGCACAGCAACAAGUUUAUGCUUGUUUUAGCAAGCAACCAGCCUGAGCAGUUUGAUUGGGCUAUCAAUGACCGAAUAGAUGAGAUGGUGAACUUUGAUCUGCCCCAGCUAGAAGAAAGGGAGAGACUUGUGAGGCUGUAUUUUGACAGGCAUGUCCUGAAGCCAGCCACAGAGGGUAAACAACGUUUGAAGCUGGCCCAGUUUGACUAUGGGAAGAAGUGCUCAGAGAUUGCCAGGCUGACAGAGGGCAUGUCUGGGCGAGAGAUUUCUCAGCUUGCUGUGGCAUGGCAGGCUGCAGCUUACUCCUCAGAGGAUGGAGUUCUCACUGAGGCCAUGAUUGAUGCCCGGGUGGCUGAUGCUGUGCAGCAACAUAAACAGAAGAUGGAGUGGCUGAAAGCAGAGGGGGCUGAAGGCAGCAAAGGGGCUGGCACAAACCCACUCCUGCCUUUCCCCAGGGGAACCCCAGUCUGAGCAGCCCAUGGGCUCUGGACCAGCCCGUGUGGGGACAUGGGUGAACACUGGGAGGGUCUCCUGGCAAAUGUUUGGUGGAAUCAUGUGUUGAGAGAAAUGUCCCUGGUGGUGCCAGGGAGGGUUUCUGCCACAGCCUGCCUUGGGUUUUCUGUUUUGAAGUUCACCAGGGAAACAAAAGGUUUCCAUAAGGCAGAAGCAAUUGUAUUAAAGGAUGUCCUUGCGGAAACCCCA
This is a messenger RNA of Calypte anna (Anna's hummingbird), 1986 nucleotides long. Its product is annotated as ATPase family AAA domain containing 3A. Gene Ontology annotation, cellular component: mitochondrion. The transcript has 16 exons. NCBI's taxonomy places the organism in Eukaryota, Metazoa, Chordata, Aves, Apodiformes, Trochilidae. The coding region runs from base 199 to 1755 and encodes 518 amino acids. Gene Ontology annotation, molecular function: ATP hydrolysis activity; zinc ion binding; ATP binding. Gene Ontology annotation, biological process: mitochondrion organization. The record is from RefSeq and is a predicted model, not a curated record.